AUGGCGGAUGAUGAAGAGGAACCAGUCAUUUACUAUCCGCGUGUCCAUUACUUUCUCGAGGAGGAGAUGUGCACUGCGGCUGCCGAAAAUAAGCUAAGUCGACUGCGACGCAUUCUCAUGGAGAGAGUGGACCCUAAUUGGCUUAACGGUUUCGGGCUCUCUCCCCUGCAUAUUGCAGCAGAUAAGGGACAUUUCGAAAUUAUGAAGAUGCUUGUUUGCAACAAAGCCACUGUCGACAUCGAGAACCGCAGUGGCGUAACCCCACUUCACUUGGCGGCGAGAGGGGACCACUACAAGUGCGCACAGCUUCUUCUUCUGGCUGGUGCCGACGUCUUCAAAGAGUGCUGGUCUCUGUGCACACCCCGUGAAUUCGCACCGAAAGAUAGCAAAACGCGCUGGUUGUUGGAGAAGCGAGAACAGGGUGUCGUACCGGAUCCGAAGGACGUUUUUGAGAUGAAUGUGGACCCAAUCGUGCCCAAGUUUGCCAUUCCUCAGCCAGAGCCGGAUCCGAAGGCCAGAAAUAAGCCAAUGCCGAAGAAGAAGAAAUAA
This is a messenger RNA of Spirometra erinaceieuropaei, 549 nucleotides long. NCBI's taxonomy places the organism in Eukaryota, Metazoa, Platyhelminthes, Cestoda, Diphyllobothriidea, Diphyllobothriidae. The record is from the annotation of a GenBank genome assembly.